This is a messenger RNA of Phialemonium atrogriseum, 873 nucleotides long. RefSeq lists its product as uncharacterized. The record is from RefSeq and is a predicted model, not a curated record. The transcript is spliced from 3 exons. Gene Ontology annotation, molecular function: protein binding. Lineage: Eukaryota; Fungi; Ascomycota; Sordariomycetes; Cephalothecales; Cephalothecaceae. The coding region runs from base 1 to 873 and encodes 290 amino acids.
AUGGCCGACAGCUUCACAGACGACACAGCUGAUCCCCCCGCCAAUCCGGGCGGCGAUGUCGAGAUGGGCGAAGGGGCAGAGGAGGGCAGUGCCGGCGCCAGCGCCAGCGCCAUUGCCAAUGUCAAUCCCAAUGGCUCCGAACUGCUCUUAGCUGAGGUGGGACCCGACGACACUCCAGAAGUGCGAGUCAGCUUCGCGCAGUACCUGACCAGCCCAGUCGUUACUCUGAUAGUCGGGAGCAGCGACGCCGAGACUAUCCUCACUGCCCACCAGGCGCUUCUUACCCAAAGCCCCUUCUUCGCCGAGGCCUGUGCCGAAUUCGCCGACGACGGAAGCCCUCGCCACAUCGACCUUGCGAAUGAAAAUGUCGACGCCGUCGGCUGCGUCCUCGAAUUCCUCUACACCGGCGAGUACUUCCCUAAGAAGGUCCCUGGCCAACGAACUCUGGAGACGGACCCGGCUCUCCCCAAGGUCGACGACACGGGCGACCAGCUCCUGAAGCAUGCGCGCGUAUACACGCUGGCCGAGAAGUUCAGCAUCCCCAACCUGAAGACGCUGGCAUCGAGCAAGAUCCACUGUGUCAACUCGACGGCCAAGGGCGAGAUCGCAUAUGCUCGCUACAUCUACGAGUUCACCUCUGCCCAGGACACCACCAUCCGCGCGCCAGUCGCCAACUUCUGGGCCACCCGCAGCCACACGCUGCGCUCCGAGGCAGAGGAAGAAUUCCGCAGCCUCUGCCUGGAGUUCCCACAAUUCGGUUACGAUGUGCUCACCCGUGUCCUCGACGAGAAACUCAAACGCGAACGAAACGAGAAGCUCCAUCCUACCUCAGCCAGCGCGCGGAAGAGGCCCCGGCAGAGCCUCGCUGCAUAG